This is a messenger RNA of Siniperca chuatsi (mandarin fish), 5528 nucleotides long. It is a transcript of the gene brdt, whose product is annotated as bromodomain, testis-specific. Gene Ontology annotation, biological process: chromatin remodeling; positive regulation of transcription elongation by RNA polymerase II. Gene Ontology annotation, cellular component: nucleus; chromatin. Lineage: Eukaryota; Metazoa; Chordata; Actinopteri; Centrarchiformes; Sinipercidae. The transcript has 21 exons. Bases 1658 to 4642 code for a protein of 994 amino acids. The record is from RefSeq and is a predicted model, not a curated record.
GCACGGUAAUGCUUACUAAAUGCCAUGUUUUCCAAACGUAAACCUCUAUGAAGGUAGCCGAUGUAAUUCUGCUAAUGAGGGACACAUUUGCGAAACCUGACACCAAGUUGGCAAGGAGCCUAUAACGUUAACGCAACCAGGUCUUAACAGCUAACGCUAGCUAGACGUUAGCUCUGCUACAUGCUUGCGUCUAGUGAUUCUUGAGUGAAAAUGCACCUGAUAAACCGUACCGGCCUUAUUUGAAGAGAUUAAAACAAAGAUGGAAAGGUGAAAAUAACUAUAACUAAGUUAUUGCAGUGCCAACUGCCAGAUAGCUACCAAGCAGACGUAAGUGGCCAAAGUCGCCUGGCAACGUUAGCAUUUUUCAGAAUUGCUAAUGUCAACGUCAGAUAAUGUCACUGCGUAGGUUACCAUUGCGUCAUUUCAUAAUUCGUCCGACGAAAUUGAAGCUACAGAAAUUUCAAAGCGAAGCUCUGACAGCUAAGCUAGCUAGCUUCAUAGUCCUCUCAGACCUGUCAUUUAACACGUUAACAUGCUCUCAGCAAUGUGGAAGUUAGCUAACGUAAGUUGCUAAACUAACCGGUGGGCGUGGUGGUGGCUUCACGUGUUGGCCCGAGCACUGUCAACAGUGCAGCAUGCAACCAUGCUUUCUAUUCAAAGCGAUACAUAACAUUUGAAAAAUUGUAAGAUAAAGCCUUAAAUUGGGUGUCAAGUUGACCUUAAAAGAACUCAGCCAGGCUUUUACAACACAUUACGCGUCUCAGUGUUUCAUAAACUUUAAUAUUAAUGUAAUUUUUAGCUAAAGGUUUAAGAUACUGGUAUCAAAAUGAACUUCGUCAAAGAGAGUAUCGCAUGUAACAUUACAAGGGAACUGCCAAAUUGACUUAAAUGUAUACAGGACAGAACUAAAUGCAACCAGUCACGCAAUGUGUGUAUUUGCAGUAAUCGCUUUAUAUUGUGAGGUUUUAAUAGUUAAUGGAAAGCUGAAUAUGUUUUUAAAGACAGCCUCAUGAGGCAAGUUGUUUUUCUUCUGACAAGUCUCCUUCAUCCUAGUUUGAAAUUGAAAUAUGUUUUUUUUCCAGAUUAUUAGGUUUGUGUUGACAGGCAGGGCCCGGUUUUGUCUGCUGUUUGUGGUUUUGAUAACACAACGUAGCAGUUUGUAGUUUCCAAACGGCCAAACAGAAGAUUAUUUCAGAAUGUCUGUAAUUAAUGUUAACUGUGGAAUGGUUGUCUAUUGGUUGGCUUUAAGACAGCUGCCACAGAAGUUUUCAUAAUUUUGGCAUGGAUAUCAUAUUGGAUGGCAGAUAUGCUGACAUUUCCACUUUCUUUGCCUUGUGCACUGCCUCCAAAAUCUGUGAUGAAGUCACUGAUCUGAGUGUGCUGAAGUUUUCUACAUUACUACGGUAUUCCUGAUGAAUAUUUUUCAUAACCAUUUUUUUUGUCUACUAAUGGGUAUUUUACAUUGUCCAGAGUCUGCCGAAGCCUACCUCUUGACUACAGCAAAUAUUUUGUGGCAGCCAUCUUGUGAUAUGAAAUGAAUAAAAGCAGAAAAUCUUUUCAUGCAAGAAGCCGGAACCAGAAAACGUGUGAUGAGCACUAAGUUGCAGCAAAGCAAUACUACAGACAGUUUCCCCCUUCAUGGCCUUUGGACAACGCAAUGUCUGAUGUGAAAGUCUGUCCCACUGUGAGUGGAAAUCCCCCUCCACCAGAGGUCAUAAAUCCCAAGAAGCCUGGACGUGUAACUAAUCAGCUUCAGUAUCUGGAGAAGGUCGUGAUCAAAGCUUUAUGGAGGCAUCACUUUUCGUGGCCCUUUCGCCAGCCAGUUGAUGCAGUGGCCCUGCAUCUUCCAGAUUAUUAUACAAUUAUUACAAAUCCUAUGGAUCUGAGCACUAUUAAGAAGCGUCUUCAGAACAAAUAUUACUGGCAAGCACUUGAUUGUAUACAAGACUUCAACGCCAUGUUCACCAACUGCUAUGUGUACAAUCGGCCUGGAGAUGACGUUGUUUUUAUGGCACAGACCCUGGAGAAGCUUUUUUUGCACAAAGUGUCCCAAAUGCCUAAGGAAGAGUGUGAAGUUGCAGCAAUCACUACAAAGGAACCAAUGAAAGGGAGACAGACAAAUGCAGGUGCAAUAAAGCAGAGAUCCCUUGUGUCAGAAGUUGUUCUCCAGCAGACAGUGACAGUCAUUCCUCCUGAUGUGCCUCAAUUCAUCCCUCCCAUUCAGCUCUCUGCACAAAUUGAUGCAACAAUUAAAAAAGGUUUUAAGAGGAAAGCAGACCCCUCAACCACCACCACCUCAGUGAUCACCAGCAGUGAGGUAUCCCCUGCUGAGGAUCAUUCAGCACCCUGUACAUUAUUCUCCAGGACAGGCAGUGGGAGGCCCAUCAAACCUCCUAAGAAAGACUUGCCUGUCUUAGAGGGCAAGAAGUUCAGACUGUCUGAGCAGCUCAGGAACUGCAAUGAUAUCCUGAAGGAGAUGCUCUCAAAGAGACACUAUGCAUAUGCAUGGCCCUUUUAUACCCCUGUUGAUGCCGUUGCUUUGGGUUUGCACGACUACCAUGACAUCAUCAAACAGCCUAUGGACCUGAGCACCAUCAGGAACAAAAUGGAUCAACGAGAGUAUGCAAAUGCAAAGGAAUUUGCUGCUGAUGUCCGACUGAUGUUCUCCAACUGUUACAAAUACAAUCCACCUUCGCAUGAGGUGGUCUACAUGGCAAGAAAACUGCAGGAAGUUUUUGAGGCGCGAUAUCUGAAGGUUCCCCAAGAAGCAGAGGGUUGUUCCACACCUUGUCAGCAAGUUGACAUGAGAAAAGCAGACAGAGUUGGAAGUCUAUCAACCUCAGCAAGUUCUGAAAGUGAAAGCUCCUCAGAGGCAGAGAGUCCGUCAGAAGAGGUGGCCAUGCAGCUGGCCAAUCUAGAGGAGCGGUUGAAAGCUGUCAGUGAUCAGCUGAAGAGACUUACCCAAGAGCCCCUGAUGAAACAAAAGAAGAAAGACAAGUUGAAAAAAGAAAAAAGAGCCAAAGAAAAGGAUAUCGCUAGACUAAAGCAGAAAUCCUCAAAAUACAAAUCUAUUGUAGAAAAAAUGGCCAACAGCAAGAACUCUACUUUGCAUGGCAACAGACACAAUAUUCAUGAAGUACCUUUAAAAUGUGAGGAUGAGGUCCCAUCAAUACCAGUGACUUACCAGGAGAAGAAGCAGUUGAAAUUGGACAUCGAUAAACUGCCUGGUGACAAACUGGGCAAGUUGGUGAACAUCAUUCAUGCCAGGGAGUCCUGUCUGCGAGAUUCCACUCUAGAGGAGAUUGAGGUUGACUUUGAAAUGCUCAAGCCUUCCACCCUGAGAGCCCUGCAGAGGUUUGUUGCGACAUGUCUGGGGAAAUGCAACAAGAACGUCAGCAAAAAAAAGCUGGUGAAGCCCACAGGAGAAAAGCAUACUGGGAAACUAAAGGAUGCUGGGAGAUCUCAGGUUGCCAGUAAAGAGCAGCACUUGAUUAAGAAAAAAAAGCCAGUAGCUAAAGUCAUGGCGUCUCCUGACUUCAGCUACCCUUCACACCUCAGUGACAGUAGCAGCAGCAGCAGCAGCUCGUCAUCCAGCUCUGACAGCAGCAGCAGCAGCAGCAGCAGCAGCAGCAGCAGUAGUCAUCCUAGCACUUCUGAUAGCAGUGACUCUGAAUCAGUGCCAAAAACAAAGAAGCAGAAAAGUAAAGACUCUUGCCAAAAGGUUAAGACGAAGCCAAAGGUGACUCGUGCUGCCUGUAGUAAGCAGAUAUUGGAGUCAAAAGAAUUGACAAAAGCCUCAGUCAAGACUUGUCAGCCUCCUCUUGCUGUGCAGCCCUCGGUAGCAGAAACCAAAGGCCACCCAACACAUCAUGAUGCAGACCCGACCUGUGAUGAGCUGACUUUAUCACCUCCAGAUUUGUCUGCCCUUUUAUCCCCCAUGGCAUCUCCAGGAGUUUUGCUGGACUGGGCUGCCGCCAGAUUUGAGCAGGGCCCAGUGCUGUCCCCUCUGAGAGACAGCCCACUGCAGCCCAAAGAUGAGACGAGGUCCAAUUUCAGAUACCCUGAGGAUUUUCCUGACAGUGAGGUGACUGAUGUGCCUUACACCAACACAGCAAGUAAAUCUGGUGAAGAAGAAAAACCCCAAAUUCCCAAAAAGGACAUUGUUCUGAAAAAUGCAGAGUCUUGGGCGAGACUGGCGAGGCAGUCAGUUACUCCAACUGCAAUCAAGUCCUCAAAGGAGAGCUUCCAUCAGUUCCGUAAGGCUGCCAUAGAAAAGGAAGAACGAGAAAAAGCACUGAAGAAAAAACAGAUGGAAGGAAACAAGGAGAGGGAGGCUCCUGAAUCAAGCAGCUUACCAGGCCCAUGUAAAGCAGCAACAAAUCCACAAAUUAUUGAAGAGAAUCCUGAUUCACCAGAAAGCAUUUGCACAGAGGCUACCUUAGAUGCCCCUAAAGAUGUUGAGCAGCAAAAGCCAAAGUCUCCCAUAGAAACACAACCUCUAACUACGCAGUCGUUGGUGGAUAGGGAAAGAGAGAUGGCCCGCAAAAAGGAGCAAGAACGUCGCAGGCGAGAGGCUAUGUCUGGUAUUGACAUGACUAUGCAGCGGGACAUCAUGACUACAUUUGAGCUUAACCUGGACUAAAAGGCAACUGGGAUUUACUUGAAAAACUAGCCCUCUGUGUAGGACUUCUGUGUGUCGUCUCAGUGAAGAACUUAAGCUGUUGGUUAUUUCUCUGGCGCAAAAGACAACUUCACAUCAACCUUAUGUAUGUUCUUGAGACUAAAAAAUAAAAUGGUAAUUGUGAAAAAAAACCACUCAAAAUAUAAAUGGGUCUUGCUCUUAAUUUGUAUUUGAAAUGGUUGGUAAAUGUCUGCACUGAUAUACUCUUGAAUUUGAGAUGAUUGGGGUGAGGCACUGUCAAAAUUCAACCCUAAAUCUAAUCUUUCAUGCAUGUUUUUCUGUUCUUGUCACUUUUGGAUAUGUCCACCUAGAGCUGACAGUUGUGUAUGACAAGCUAAUUAAUGCAUCCAUACACUGUAGUUAAAAUGCCACCUUGUUGUCUUGUUUGCUGAAAUGUGCAGUGUUGUUUGGUUCUUCUAUAAAGUUAUCCCGUUUGAUGGACACUUACCUUCAUGUUUGUUUAUCCUCAUUUAAAGUAUACUAAAUGCAGACAAAACGCUGGUUUAUGUAUGUAUGUGUUACCUGCACGCAUGACUUUUUUUCCUUUAGAAAACAUUCUUGCACAAAAGUAAAUAAAAAAUUUUGAACAAAAGCUUGGAAGGUCCUCGCCAAAGUUUCCAAUGUGGAAUUGAAUUUAAUAAUCGGUUCCUUAUUUGCUUAACCACUUAAAAAUGGCAUACAUUGUGUUAACUGUACACACACUGCACUUUAUUGUUCAUUCAAUUCUGGAUGUUCCAAAGUUGUUUUUGGAGAUUAUCAGCAUAUUUUGUAUGUUACAGUUUGUAGAUGCUAAAUAAAUAAGAAUUUCUUUCUUUUUUUCUUACUCAAAAUAAUAAAGCUAUUUUCA